Molecule: messenger RNA, 3221 nt
Organism: Miniopterus natalensis
Lineage: Eukaryota; Metazoa; Chordata; Mammalia; Chiroptera; Miniopteridae
Gene: FAM76A
Product: family with sequence similarity 76 member A
Cellular component (GO): nuclear speck
Source: RefSeq, a predicted model, not a curated record
GCCCGCAGCCUGCCUCCUCUGCCGAGUUUUCCCUCAGACUGUCAGAUAAAGCGGCGGGCUGAGCCCGCUGGACGGCGAGCACGGCCCCGGCUGGACAUGGCGGCGCUCUACGCCUGCACCAAGUGCCACCAGCGCUUCCCUUUCGAGGCGCUGUCUCAGGGGCAGCAGCUGUGCAAGGAAUGUCGGAUUGCACACCCUGUUGUGAAGUGCACCUACUGUAGGACUGAGUACCAGCAGGAGAGUAAAACCAGUACAAUAUGCAAGAAAUGUGCUCAGAAUGUGCAGUUGUAUGGAACACCCAAACCUUGUCAGUAUUGCAAUAUAAUUGCAGCAUUUAUUGGCAACAAAUGCCAGCGUUGCACAAAUUCAGAGAAGAAGUACGGACCACCAUAUUCUUGUGAACAGUGCAAGCAGCAAUGUGCAUUUGACAGGAAAGAUGACAGAAAGAAGGUAGAUGGGAAAUUGCUGUGCUGGCUGUGCACACUCUCAUACAAACGGGUCCUUCAGAAGACCAAAGAGCAGAGGAAGCACCUGAGCAGCUCUUCCCGUGCCAGCCACCAGGAGAAGGAGCAGUACAGUCGAUUGAGUAGUGGCAGCCAUUAUAACAGCCAGAAAACACUUUCUACGUCUUCAAUUCAAAAUGAAAUCCCAAAGAAAAAAUCCAAGUUUGAGUCAAUCACAACCAAUGGAGACAGCUUUUCCCCAGACCUGGCUCUGGACUCACCAGGCACUGACCACUUUGUCAUCAUUGCCCAACUGAAGGAAGAAGUGGCCACCCUGAAGAAGAUGCUGCAUCAGAAGGAUCAAAUGAUUUUAGAGAAAGAGAAGAAGAUCACAGAGUUGAAGGCUGAUUUUCAAUACCAAGAAUCUCAGAUGAGAGCCAAAAUGAACCAAAUGGAGAAAACCCACAAGGAAGUCACUGAACAAUUGCAGGCCAAAAACAGAGAGCUCCUGAAGCAAGCAGCUGCCUUGUCCAAGAGCAAGAAGUCAGAGAAGUCAGGAGCUAUAACCUCUCCGUGAGAGACCACAUGGAGGUUCCCAGCAACAGCAAAUGUAUUCCUGGGUUAGGGUUGGCGACUUGGGAACUGCAAGCUUUCUUAAGAAAUCUCUAUUUUAUUACAGUUACCCUUUAUGUGAUUGCAGCGGCCUGAAUGGAAAUACCUGGUUUGUGCUGUGUUAGGACUGCAUGCGUGAAUGUUCGGGGUUUUAGGCUUUCUCUCUCUCUCUCUCUCUCUUAUUCUCCCAAUCCUCUCUUCCCCCUUUUCCCCACCUUGUCAGUACUACUAGCUCUCUUGCUCAGUACUACUCUUUUCUGCUUCUUUUUCUUUUUUUAUGGUGGUUACUGCUCAGUGUUAUGUGCAGAAUGAUUUUUGUCCAUCGUUGCAUCCUGCCAUACCCAUGAGCAAAUAGUUUUGGCAUUAAUUUCAUAUCACUGCCACCCUCUGAACUUUGAAAACUGCCACCUUAAGACUUGGUACAAUGGAUGAAGCUUUCUCCAAUAAACCUUUUGCUUCAGGGUAUACUCUUGGGUUUAUUUCCAGGUAUAUUAUGUAUGAACUUUGUACUAUGUAUAGCCAGAGUUUUAUUUAUUUUUUAAAAAAAAGAAAUUUUCUUGAUAAAGAAAUAAUGGUAGCCUAGCUUGUUCUUCUUGUAAAAGUGAUGCCUCUUUUUUAAAAAGUCCUACUCUAGCUUUUAGUAAAAGAAUCAAAUCUUUUUUUUCUUUUUACCUUGGAGUCUUAAAAACUGAUUGUUAAGGUAAAACAAUUCAGUGCAUAAGUAUGGAGUUAAGUGCCUUUUGGAGGGUUUCUUGGAAGAGCGUUUAAGAAGAUACUUAGGGAGGUAGCAAAGAUUUGAAUGGUCUGUCUUUAUAAGUAAGGGCAGAAAGAAAGGUUGUCCAGGUUGUACUGGACACUUCCCUCCCCCACCCCUUUCCUGAUUGUUUUUAUGUGACUGAUUUUAAAUUCUCAAACUGCCACUUCUUUAAAAAACAAACAAACAAAAAACCCUAUAUCAGUUAUCAAACUUGGCCAUUGUCAGAGAACGUUGUUUUUUUUACAUGAGCAGAUUAAAAAUGGGAUAAUAUUUAAACUAGAGAGCAUUUUGAGGGUCAGUACAGGCUGCUCAAGUAUGGACUCUGAGUGUGGUUGAAAGGAAUGAUAUCACUGUAACUUCUCCGCACUCCUCCUCACCUACCCCAGCCUGUACACUCCCUGCUUUUAAAAACAGAAAUGUAUUGAAAACAGGUGCUUCCCAGAAGCAGCUUGGUCUUAGCCAGAAUUGUUCAUGUCCUGUUUUCCCUCCCUGACCCAAUAAGCAGGCACAUGGAUUUACUUUUCUGGAAGAGGGGGGGAUAAGUUUGCAUUUCUAGCCAUACUCUCAGGUCCUUUAUAUGAUGUUUGUGAAAGAAAUUAGAGAUGUGUAGCAUGCCAUGAAACAGUAAUACCAACUACCUUGGAAUCAUUAAUGCAGGGAGUAUUGAGUUAGAGGUAAUUAUGAGGGCAGAUGACAUUUGUACCUCAGCCUACCAAAAUUAUAGCAUAAGUUUAACUUACUAGACAUUUCUUAGAAGCAAACACUUGUAACUUGUGAUAGCAUUCUCACAAGUGGAGCCAUGCAUAUAAUGGGACAGAUGUGGAAAUGGAUGGUUUCCUUCUGAUAGGAGAAACAAUGGACCAGGUUGUUUCUGUAUCCCUCUAGUAGGGGAUGUAAUUUUUCCUUCCAAGCAAAGGAAAUGGCAGUGCUAAAUAGUUUUGUAACUUUUUGAAUGAGAAACUUUUAGGUAAAGCCAAGCGGUCAGAUAAUAUUUUUCAAAUGCAUGUACGUUCACUGUGGGGAAAAGAUUGUGAAAAAAGUUACAGUCAUGGUUUUUGUUUUUCUUAAUUUUAAAGACUUGAGAAAUUCUGUUAUAUGAAGUGACAAUAUAAAAACAUAUUUAGUUUUAUACUAAAUCUUUUUUUAAGAUCUUGGCACUUAAUAUGAAUCAAAUUCACACAUUUUGUAACUUUCCACAAGUUCUAAAAGGGGAAGGAAGAAAUCUCAGUCUUGCAAUUUUGGUUUUUAAAAAUCAUGACACCAUUUUACCAUGAAAUUGAGUAUCUAACUUUUGGUAACACCUUUUGUUUAUUUGUAUGUUUGUAAUAAUGGACAUUUUAAACAUAGGAAUGUUUUGGUUUGUACAGACUUUGACAAAUGUGUGUUAAUAAAAAUUCAUAUUGACUCUA